CGCCCGCGCCCAUGGCCGCCGCCGCCACCGAGGAGCCCUUCCCCUUCCACGGCCUCCUGCCCAAGAAGGAGACCGGGGCCGCCUCCUUCCUCUGCCGCUACCCGGAGUACGACGGGCGCGGGGUGCUCGUCGCCGUCCUGGACACCGGCGUGGACCCGGGGGCGCCGGGCAUGCAGGUUACAACGGACAGAAAACCAAAAAUCAUCGAUAUUAUCGACACAACGGGGAGUGGGGACGUGAACACGGCCACGGUGGUGGAGCCCAAGGACGGGGAGGUGGUCGGCCUGUCGGGGAGAGUGCUGAAGAUCCCUGCCAGUUGGACAAAUCCCUCCGGCAAAUACCAUAUUGGCAUAAAAAAUGGCUACGACUUUUACCCAAAGGCUCUCAAGGAGAGGAUACAGAAAGAACGGAAGGAAAAAAUCUGGGACCCUGUUCACAGAGUGGCCCUUGCAGAAGCCUGUAGAAAACAAGAAGAAUUUGAUGUUGCCAACAAUUGCCCUUCUCAAGCAAAUAAACUAAUCAAGGAGGAACUUCAAAGUCAAGUGGAGUUGCUAAAUUCUUUUGAGAAGAAGUACAGUGACCCCGGGCCCGUGUAUGACUGCUUGGUGUGGCACGACGGUGAAACCUGGAGAGCCUGCAUUGACUCAAAUGAAGACGGGGACUUGAGUAAAUCUACUGUACUGAGGAACUACAAGGAGGCCCAAGAAUAUGGUUCUUUCGGCACAGCGGAGAUGUUGAAUUACUCCGUGAACAUCUAUGACGACGGGAACCUGCUCUCCAUUGUGACCAGUGGAGGAGCGCACGGGACACACGUGGCCAGUAUAGCUGCGGGACAUUUUCCAGAGGAACCUGAGCGCAAUGGGGUUGCUCCUGGCGCUCAGAUUCUGUCCAUCAAGAUUGGUGACACCCGACUGAGCACAAUGGAGACGGGCACCGGCCUCAUCAGAGCCAUGAUAGAAGUUAUAAAUCAUAAGUGUGAUCUUGUCAACUACAGUUAUGGAGAAGCAACUCAUUGGCCAAAUUCUGGGAGGAUCUGCGAAGUCAUUAGUGAAGCGGUGUGGAAACAUAAUAUAAUUUAUGUGUCCAGCGCGGGGAACAACGGCCCGUGCCUCUCUACGGUUGGUUGUCCGGGCGGAACGACGUCAAGCGUAAUAGGUGUUGGUGCGUACGUUUCUCCCGACAUGAUGGUCGCUGAGUAUUCCCUGAGAGAGAAGUUACCCGCCAAUCAGUACACGUGGUCGUCUAGAGGGCCCAGCGCUGAUGGGGCCCUUGGAGUGAGUAUCAGUGCCCCCGGAGGAGCCAUUGCUUCUGUCCCAAACUGGACGUUGAGAGGGACUCAGCUCAUGAACGGGACAUCCAUGUCUUCUCCCAAUGCGUGUGGAGGCAUCGCCCUAGUACUUUCAGGUCUGAAAGCAAAUAAUGUUAACUACACGGUUCAUUCAGUCAGAAGAGCUCUGGAAAACACUGCAGUGAAGGCUGACAAUAUAGAAGUAUUUGCCCAAGGGCAUGGUAUCAUUCAGGUUGAUAAAGCAUAUGACUACCUCGUUCAGAAUACAUCAUUUGCUAAUAAAUUAGGUUUCACUGUUACUGUUGGAAAUAAUCGUGGCAUCUACCUCCGAGAUCCUGUUCAGGUGGCUGCCCCUUCAGAUCAUGGUGUUGGCAUUGAACCUGUAUUUCCAGAAAAUACCGAAAACUCUGAAAAAAUAUCCCUUCAGCUUCAUUUAGCUUUAACUUCAAAUUCAUCUUGGGUUCAGUGCCCCAGCCAUUUGGAACUCAUGAAUCAGUGUAGACACAUCAAUAUACGUGUGGAUCCCAGAGGCCUAAGAGAAGGAUUGCAUUACACAGAGGUGUGUGGCUACGAUAUAGCAUGCCCUAACGCCGGCCCUCUGUUCAGAGUUCCAAUCACCGCAGUUAUAGCAGCAAAAGUAAAUGAAUCAUCCCAUUACGAUCUAGCUUUUACAGACGUUCAUUUUAAACCUGGUCAAAUUCGAAGGCAUUUUAUUGAGGUUCCUGAGGGUGCAACGUGGGCUGAAGUUACAGUGUGUUCCUGUUCUUCCGAGGUGGCCGCCAAGUUUGUUCUUCAUGCAGUGCAGCUUGUGAAGCAGAGAGCCUACCGAAGUCACGAGUUCUAUAAGUUUUGUUCCCUUCCAGAAAAAGGCACACUGAUGGAAGCUUUUCCUGUCUUGGGUGGAAAGGCCAUUGAGUUUUGCAUUGCUCGCUGGUGGGCGAGUCUGAGUGACGUCAAUAUCGAUUAUACCAUUUCCUUCCAUGGGAUAGUGUGCACUGCCCCUCAGUUAAACAUUCAUGCAUCAGAAGGAAUCAACCGUUUUGAUGUUCAGUCAUCCUUGAAAUAUGAAGAUCUGGCUCCCUGCAUAACCCUGAAGAGCUGGGUUCAAACCCUACGCCCACUGAGUGCAAAAACAAAACCUUUAGGCUCGAGGGAUGUUUUGCCAAAUAACCGUCAACUUUACGAGAUGAUCCUGACCUAUAACUUUCAUCAACCCAAGAGUGGGGAAGUAACUCCAAGCUGCCCACUACUUUGUGAAUUAUUAUAUGAAUCAGAAUUUGACAGCCAACUCUGGAUUAUAUUUGACCAGAACAAAAGACAGAUGGGCUCGGGUGACGCCUACCCACACCAGUAUUCUUUGAAAUUGGAGAAAGGAGAUUAUACAAUUCGACUGCAGAUUCGUCACGAGCAAAUCAAUGAUUUGGAACGUCUCAAAGAUCUUCCGUUUAUCGUUUCUCAUAGGUUGUCUAAUACCUUGAGCUUAGAUAUCCAUGAGAAUCAUAGCCUCGCACUUCUAGGGAAAAAGAAAUCCAGCAGCUUGACGCUACCGCCCAAGUACAACCAGCCUUUCUUUGUUACCUCCUUACCUGACGACAAAAUCCCUAAAGGGGCAGGGCCCGGAUGCUACCUUGCAGGAUCCUUAACCUUGUCAAAGACCGAACUUGGGAAGAAAGCUGGGCAGUCUGCAGCAAAACGACAAGGAAAGUUUAAAAAGGAUGUGAUCCCUGUUCAUUACUACCUAAUCCCUGCACCAACAAAGACGAAGAAUGGCAGCAAAGACAAAGAAAAAGAUGCAGAAAAAGAGAAAGAUUUAAAAGAAGAGUUUACUGAAGCGUUACGGGACCUUAAAAUCCAGUGGAUGACGAAGCUGGACUCCAGCGACAUCUACAACGAGCUGAAGGACACGUACCCCAACUACCUGCCGCUCUACGUCGCGCGCCUGCACCAGCUGGACGCGGAGAAGGAGCGCCUGAAGCGGCUGAGCGAGAUCGUGGAGGCCGCGAACGCCGUCAUCGCGCACGUGGACCAGACGGCGCUGGCCGUGUUCCUGGCCAUGAAGACGGACCCCAGGCCCGACGCGGCGACGAUAAAAAAUGACAUGGACAAGCAGAAGUCUACCCUCGUCGAUGCCCUGUGUAGGAAAGGCUGCGCCCUGGCCGACCACCUGCUGCAGGCCCAGGACCAGGAGGGGGCUGUUUCGGGGGACACGGAGGGGAGAGAGGACGAAGGAGACAGUGUUCUGGAGUCCCUGACUGAGACUUUUUGGGAAACUACAAAAUGGACUGACCUUUUUGACAAUAAGGUUUUGACAUUCGCAUACAAGCAUGCAUUGGUAAAUAAAAUGUAUGGGAGAGGCCUUAAGUUUGCAACUAAACUUGUGGAAGAAAAGCCAACAAAAGAAAACUGGAAAAAUUGUAUUCAGCUGAUGAAGUUACUUGGGUGGACCCACUGUGCAUCUUUCACUGAAAACUGGCUCCCCAUCAUGUAUCCUCCUGACUACUGUGUAUUCUAAAUUAGGAACCAGACUUUACCUUUUACAAAAGAAAGUUUUAUAGUGAAUGGAUCUAAAAACAAAUUUGUGGCAUUUUUAGUCUAAUGCAUGUUUCAUCCACUAUCAAAUACUGAUUAUUAAAAUGAUGUGUAUUUAUCAGAGAAUUCGCUGGCGUGUGGCUUAAUACAUGUAAGGUUAGGCCUCUGGCAUCAUGGUGUUUUCUUAAUGCCUCCCGCUGCGGACACGGGCUGUGCCCUGACUGCCAGCUCCACGGACUCUCAUCUGGGUCGCAGCUGUUCAUGUGCAUGUGGGUUCUCAACAGUAACUUUUAACUGCAAACCUGUAAAAUUCUAUUUUUUAUUUUAUAAAUGAACAGGGUUUUAACAUGCUCGACUUUAAUUUUUUCAAAUUGUAUGAAGGCCUUAAAAAAGCUACAUUAAGCGUAGCUAAAAUUAUUUAUUGGACUAAAAAGUAACCGAACUUCAUUUCAGUUUUUUUGUUUUUGUUUUUGUUUUUUUUUUUUUUUUUGGCAAAAGUUUACAUUCAAUUGAGGGGAAAAAAUAAAAAACCGGCACAAAUAAAUGCGUGGCAGUUGCUGGAGCAUAAGUGCUUCCUUCUGUAGAUCCUCACAUCUUGGAGUUAUUUCAGGCCAAUCAUCUCUAGCAUCCUCUUGACGUGCAGCAUCUGAAUGAACUAAUCAUACAUGUGUGAGUGCCAGACAGCUAAAUAUUUAUCAGGUAUUGUAAAGAUACACAUAUGGUAUGUUUAUUGAAAGUUGAAAUAAUGUAAACACGUGAAUAAAUGUGCGAAAACCAAGAUCACAAUACACCAUAAUGCACUCUGAUACCUUAAUUUUUUUUAUAAAUAAUAAAAAUGAAUAUUGAACCUUCUUAAAGUUGGUCUUAGUUUUUCAUAAAGUUGGGGGUUAGAACAGAAAUGAUACAUUAAAUCCUUAGGCAAAAAAAUUCAACGUAUUAUGAGGUAAUUUAUUUUAUAAUGUUUCUGUAGGUUGCAAUUAUUUGGAUAUAUUUCCAAUUCUCAUGUGAUUAACUUUUAUGUAUGUUAACUUAUUAUUUUUAUGUUUCUGGCUACUAUCCUUGCUUCUCUAAUCCUGUCUCCAUGAAAUAAAAAGACACACAUAGACAAUAUUAAAAGACCUCUACGCACUUACGGCAAGCGUGUUUGUGU
Talpa occidentalis (Iberian mole) is the source of this 4967-nucleotide messenger RNA. RefSeq names its product tripeptidyl peptidase 2 (gene TPP2). Gene Ontology annotation, cellular component: cytosol. The transcript is spliced from 30 exons. Gene Ontology annotation, biological process: proteolysis. Bases 12 to 3800 code for a protein of 1262 amino acids. NCBI's taxonomy places the organism in Eukaryota, Metazoa, Chordata, Mammalia, Eulipotyphla, Talpidae. The record is from RefSeq and is a predicted model, not a curated record. Gene Ontology annotation, molecular function: serine-type endopeptidase activity; tripeptidyl-peptidase activity.